This is a messenger RNA of Cornus florida, 2630 nucleotides long. RefSeq lists its product as uncharacterized. NCBI's taxonomy places the organism in Eukaryota, Viridiplantae, Streptophyta, Magnoliopsida, Cornales, Cornaceae. Bases 202 to 2301 code for a protein of 699 amino acids. The transcript has 2 exons. The record is from RefSeq and is a predicted model, not a curated record.
AAGUCCAUCUACUAUCUCAAUUAUUACUCUUCUUUAGACUUGGUAUGUUGUUGGAUGAUCAUUUUCCAAAAAAAAUAUGUUGUUGGAUGAUCUCUCUCUGGUGUGUCUCUCUUUGUGCAUGCCCUGUUAGUAGCGUCCAUUGAUCUCGCCUUCAGUCCUUCCCUCCCUAUGAAUCAUCGUUUUUGACGAGCUAGAUUGACAAUGCUCUUUACAGUUGCAAGCGCAUUCAUGUAUGUGGAGAAUAGGCAGCUUAUGGAAGUGUUCCCAGAAAGGGCAAAGAAAUUGUGGAAUUAUUGGGAGCUGCGUGUCAUGAUGCUUGUGAGCCUCACCUUGCAGAUAAUACUAAUUGUGCUUGGAGACCGAAGAAAGUAUCUUGGCAGGACUCGGGUCAGAGUCAUUCUUUGGUCUGCCUACUUAAUGGCGGACUGGGUUGCAACCGUUGCCCUUGGCAUUAUCUCAAGAAAUUAUACUGGCCAACAACAAAGCAAAACACCGUCUUCUGGAGGGGUUAAAACUCAGAAUGCCACAAACGAGCUCAUGUCAUUCUGGGCACCAUUUCUUCUGCUGCACCUUGGCGGUCCUGAUACCAUCACGGCUUACUCUCUGGAAGACAACGAGCUCUGGCAGAGGCACAUGCUGGGACUGGUGGUUCAGACCGGAAUGGCACUCUAUGUCUUUCUCAGGGCCUGGCCGGGUUCUUUUUGGCUUCCAAUUUUGAGCAUGGUCAUGCUUAUUGCUGGUCUCAUCAAAUAUGGUGAGCGAACCUGGUCACUCAGAUCUGCAAACAGCGAGCAUCGUCGUGACUCGAUGCUCACUCCCCCUGAUUCAGGCCCUAAUUAUGCCAAAUUCAUGGAGGAAUUUACUUUGAAGAAGGCUGAGGGGUUCCAUGUGGAGGCCGCUGAGGUAAUUGAAACCCGGGUUCCCACUGACCAAUUUCCUAAUGAUAAUGAUGCUGGUGGAGGUGAAUUCAUACUCAAAGCAUACCUUCUGUUCCAGACAUUUAGGCGUCUGUUUGUAGAUCUCAUCCUUAGUUUCCAGGAUCGACGCAGCAGUCGAUCCUAUUUCGAAAGUCCCAAAAAUAACCCUGAAAAUGCUUUCCGUGUGAUUGAGGUUGAACUCGGAUUUGCCUUUGACAUUCUCUACACUAAAGCACCGGUGAUAUAUACUUCUGCAGGCUGUAUGUUUCGCCUUUUGAGCUUUUCUUGCACUUUAUCGGUGUUGGUGGCUUUUGUCUUACUAUCUGACAACGAUAGAUACCACACAAUUGAUCUACUAAUCACAUACCUACUGAUGGUGCUGGCAGUUCUACUGGAAAUAUAUGCUGCCAUUCUAAUGCUCAACUCAGACUGGAUGUAUUAUUAUUCUUCGACUAGACAGAGCAAAUCUCGCAGCUUUAAGAUCUUCUCUUGCUUGCUACAACCCAAGAAACAGAGGUGGUCCAAUUCAAUGGCACAGUAUAAUUUACUGAGCUUUUGUCUCCGACAUAAGCCCCCAAUUUUCCUUGAAGUCCAAAGUUUCCUUGGGAUCAAUAAACUUCGAGAAAAGCAUUGUUACAAGACAUAUGAAAAGGUUUCCCCCAACAUGAAAGAACUGAUCUUCAAACAUCUGUUGAAUUUGCCUUGCAACCGCGCUGAUGAUCCUAGUGCUUUAUGUAUCCGGAGAGGUAGUUUUGUUCUUAGGGAUUAUAAUUGUCUCUCAGUUGAUUGGGCAACCAAGAUGGAAUUCGACCAAAGCAUUCUUAUCUGGCACAUUGCUACUGACCUCUGUUACUAUUUGGAUUGUGGGAAAGAUCUAGCAGAUUCGGUUAGUAUCAGUCGUAAACAAAGCAAGCAUGUAUCAGACUAUAUGUUAUAUCUUAUGGUCAUGUGUCCUUCUUUGUUGCCAAUGGGAAUUGGAAUGAUCAGGUUUCGUGACACCUGCGCUGAAGCCGAGGAGUUCUUUGGAGAAAGAAAUAUUUCAAAAAAUGAUUUUGCUUUAGCCUGUGAGAAGUUACUUCAGGUGAACACUGAAGUAUUGCCGAUUAAAGUGAAGGGGGACCGAAGCAAAUCUGUGUUGUUUGAUGCUUGCCGGCUUGCAAAGUCAUUGCAAAACAAGGAAAAUAAAUGGGAAAUUCUGAGUCAUAUGUGGGUGGAAAUUCUAGCAUAUGCUGCGACUCACUGUAAAAGCAGUCACCAUGCUCAGCAGCUCCGAAAAGGUGGAGAACUUCUGACUCAUGUCUGGCUUCUAAUGGCACAUCUGGGAAUCACAGAACAGUUCCAAAUUUCUCAAGGCCAUGCUAGAGCUAAAUUGAUUGUGAAGUAGGUAGCUAGGAAGCCUGCAAUGUUGGUGGUAGCGAAGGACAGACCAGUAACAUACGGAUGUUUGGUGAGUGUAAGGUACUUGAUUGCCACAAGAUUGCUUGAUCUGGUAUAAUGAGGCUUGAAUUUACUUAAGCUAGUUGCGUUCCUUUGCAUAUCUAUUAAGGCAUGCAAUGUCAUGUAACUUACCUUUUUAUCUUGCAGCAGUUGUAGUAGCAUGUUGGUGCAAUGUAGCAUCUUUUAGAAUUAAUGAAUAGAAGAAAUUUUUAAGACGGUGCUGCUUAAUAUAAUGGCCAUUGUGGUGUGUUUAUUGCACCAAUGAGUUUUUCUUUU